Sugiyamaella lignohabitans is the source of this 1464-nucleotide messenger RNA. It is a transcript of the gene GPI17, whose product is annotated as Gpi17p. Gene Ontology annotation, cellular component: GPI-anchor transamidase complex. NCBI's taxonomy places the organism in Eukaryota, Fungi, Ascomycota, Dipodascomycetes, Dipodascales, Trichomonascaceae. The transcript has a single exon. Gene Ontology annotation, biological process: attachment of GPI anchor to protein. The coding region runs from base 1 to 1464 and encodes 487 amino acids. The record is from RefSeq and is a predicted model, not a curated record.
AUGGCUAGUGAAGAGGCUAUAGGUAAUAUUCGGCGGCGAAGAUGGAUCGUGCUUAGCUACCUCUUGCUGGGGGGUCUUAUAGGACUACCAAUAUGGAUAUGGACCACUUCCAUUUGGAGAGCACCAUUGAGUUAUGAGGAGAUGGAUAUGUAUGAUCAUAAUAUUCAAGAUCUGAUAAAUGUCAAGAUUCCUGUAUAUUUGAAUGUUGGCACCGAGUUCCCUGAUCUCGUAAAAUCCACUCAGUUAGUGGUGAAUAGAAAACUUGAAGAUAGGGGAAUCAAACAGUGGAAUCUUGAGAUUCUUUCUGGUCGUGGUGAUGCUAAUAGCUAUAAUGUUGCAUUCAGACUUGGAGAGGACGACGAAUAUAUCAUUUCUGAGGUGUCUCGUGAUGUUCUUAUAACUUAUUCGAUUGACUCGGUAUCACUAGGUGUAGUUCCUGAACUAGUAUCGAUUAUUCUCGUUGACCACUUGUUUGCUGACGAGUUGAGUUUAUUAGAAGAUGCAAUUGGCCAGAAAAAACAAGGACUCGACAAUUCUGACUCGUCCGACAAGAUUGUAUCAUAUUCGCCGAACUACCAUCUCACAUUCUCAUUAUUCUAUGGAGGUGGAGACAAAAUAUCUUGGGAUAUCAGUCAAGCUUUGGACGAGCAUUUUGCACACCUGAAAGAAAGCUAUGCUCGUAUAUCUAAUUUGACUAUUGACACUCAAGUACAGUAUUACUCUGACUUGGGUUGUAAUAUUCAUCAUGACGAGGAAAACAACCAGUGGCUUCUUGAUCAUAAUGAUCUGUCGACCUUUGUCAAUUUCGCAGAAUGGAGUUUGACAAGUAUCCACUCUUACCCUACAUUACAUUUUAUUUUGUACAUUCCGUCUCCCAAACAGAGCCCUAUGAUCAUUGUCGAUUCAAAUACAAACUCCUUCUCCAUUCCACAAUGGGGAGGUGUACAGAUAUGGAACAAGCCAGAGGCAUCCAAGUCUCACCUUACAGUAUCUGAUUUAUUGCCUAUUUUAGAGACUUUCUCGUCCCAGUUUCUUGGUCUGGUUGGAGCACCAGUCCAUCCGAAAUCUCCUGUUAUCCGCUUGGAUUUCCUAUCCCGUCUCUCGACCAUCAGAGCUCUCAUUUCUGCAUCGCACACUCUGGGUUCCCUACAUAGAUUGAGUCAGUCGCUACCAGACAUUGCAAUUCCCCAACCAGUACUGUACGCAGUCAAAAGUGCCUUAUUAGCUAUCCAAGGCUCAUUAUACUCACUGUCUACCGGCCAAUUUACACAAGCUAUCAAGCUAGCUGGAGACGCUCUUCGCCAGUCUGAAAAUGCCUUUUUCGAGAAGGAGAUGGUGCAACAAGCCUUUUUCCCUGAAGAGCACAAAGUUGCUAUCUACCUUCCUCUACUUGGUCCUAUUGGAAUUGUUCUUCUCAUGGGAACACUCCGCUGUUUCAAGGAGUUCAAAACUCACGGUUGGUAG